Messenger RNA from Rhinolophus ferrumequinum (greater horseshoe bat), 4527 nucleotides. It is a transcript of the gene CERS6, whose product is annotated as ceramide synthase 6. The coding region runs from base 118 to 1296 and encodes 392 amino acids. NCBI's taxonomy places the organism in Eukaryota, Metazoa, Chordata, Mammalia, Chiroptera, Rhinolophidae. Gene Ontology annotation, molecular function: sphingosine N-acyltransferase activity; DNA binding. The record is from RefSeq and is a predicted model, not a curated record. The transcript is spliced from 11 exons. Gene Ontology annotation, cellular component: membrane. Gene Ontology annotation, biological process: ceramide biosynthetic process.
AGGAGGCGGCGGCGCCGCGGCACAGUCUCGGGCCAGCCGUGCGCGCAUCCCCCGGCGCCCUGCUCGGCCAAGAGCUCGUCGGGCCGCGGGAGCCAGCAUAGGAGCGGACAAAGCAAGAUGGCAGGGAUCUUAGCCUGGUUCUGGAACGAGAGGUUUUGGCUUCCGCACAAUGUCACCUGGGCGGACCUGAAGAACACGGAGGAAGCCACCUUCCCGCAGGCGGAGGAUCUCUAUCUCGCCUUCCCCCUGGCCUUCUGCAUCUUUAUGGUGCGGCUCCUCUUCGAGAGGUUUGUAGCCAAACCAUGUGCCAUAGCCCUCAACAUUCAGGCCAGUGGACCACAGAUUGCCCAGCCAAAUGCCAUUCUGGAAAAGGUCUUCACUGCAAUCACAAAGCAUCCUGAUGAAAAGAGACUGGAAGGUCUUUCCAAGCAGCUAGACUGGGAUGUUCGCAGCAUUCAACGCUGGUUUCGACAAAGACGCAACCAGGAGAAGCCAAGCACGCUGACGAGGUUUUGUGAAAGCAUGUGGAGAUUUUCAUUUUACCUUUAUGUAUUUACCUAUGGAGUCCGAUUCCUGAAAAAGACCCCCUGGUUGUGGAAUACAAGACAUUGCUGGUAUAACUACCCUUACCAGCCACUCACAACUGACCUUCACUACUAUUAUAUCCUGGAGCUGUCGUUUUAUUGGUCUUUAAUGUUUUCCCAGUUCACUGAUAUCAAAAGAAAGGAUUUUGGCAUUAUGUUCCUGCAUCACCUUGUGUCUGUUUUCUUGAUUACCUUUUCAUAUGUCAACAAUAUGGCCCGAGUAGGAACCCUGGUUCUCUGUCUUCACGAUUCAGCUGAUGCUCUUCUGGAGGCUGCCAAAAUGGCAAAUUACGCCAAGUUUCAGAAAAUGUGUGAUCUCCUGUUUGUUAUGUUUGCCAUGGUUUUUAUCACCACACGACUGGGUAUAUUUCCUCUCUGGGUGUUAAAUACCACAUUAUUUGAAAGCUGGGAGAUCGUUGGACCUUACCCUUCUUGGUGGGUUUUUAACCUACUGCUGUUGCUAAUACAAGGCUUGAACUGCUUCUGGUCUUACUUGAUCGUAAAAAUAGCUUGCAAAGCUAUUUCGAAAGGCAAGGCUGGGAAGUGGAACCCUUUACAUGUGUCCAAGGAUGAUCGAAGUGAUAUUGAGUCUAGCUCAGAUGAGGAGGACUCGGAACAUCUGGGGAAGAACUCCCACACUGCAACCACCACCAAUGGAACCAGUGGUACCAACGGGUACCUCCUGACGGGCCCUUGCUCCAUGGAUGAUUAAUCACUCACAACUACAAGUCCCGAACAAAGUGAACUAUUUGUUCCUGGAAGUAUUUAAGAAGUUGCAAAUGCAGUUCCUUUCAUAAUAUCUCAGCACCAGAAACAAAAAAUUAGGAUUAUCAAAGCAUUUUUGAAUAGUGCACUGCCAUAUCCGUCUGUGAAUGAAGAAUUAUCAUUCUCUAUAUGUAAGCAUGCUGUGUGUAAUUGACACAAGGGAACAGUUUUGCAUUUGUAUUGUCUUAGAAUAUUAUUUAUUUUUUGUAUUUGUUUGUAAAUCUGUGGACAAAAGAGGAUUUCCUCAUUCCUUUUACUCUCUGGGUUCAUGACAGAGAGGGAGAUGCUCUGUCUGCUUCUACCCCUUUCUACUGCUAUAACCCAGUCUGCUAGGAACAUCAGCUUAAUUUGUUUACUAGAGCAAGCAAAAUCCCGUGUAAGAUUCUUACACCGCUCCAAAUAGGUUUGCUUUCUUUGUGUCAGUGCCCAUUCUGAAGUUGCCUGUAAUCUCAGUGACCAUUCUCCCAGUAUACAGUUUAAACAGGAUGAGGUUGGGUUUUUGUCACUCUUUCUGGUCAAUUAGUACUUCCAAUUAAAAAGUAUAGUUAUUGGAGGGCUUUUUAAAUAUGGCUUUGUAUUCAAUUUCUUUGGACUAGACUUCAUUUCUUGUGCAGACAGCUAAGAUUUCUUCAGUGAGUGUGAUAGCUAGUUGGAGAUUAACCUGGUAGGUUACAGAGACCUUUUUAUUCUCUAUUAUGAGGUCAGUGUGCUGAAGGAAGACAUUUGCUUAAGGUCACAGUUACAAAGAAAUCACUCUUAGUGUCGGGAGUUUGUCCCAUGAUCUGAGAAUAACAUAAAGAGAGUGGCUGAUUGCAACCAGGUUUUACCACUUUCCCUGUAAUUAGUGCCAUCUUCUAUCAUCUCAUGAAAAAAAUAAAUAAAGAAAGAAGAAGCUACAUAUACUUUGCGACAGAAAAAAGAGUUUCAAGAGCUGACAAAGGUCACCUCUAGUGCAAAGCACUUUAUUGCACCAGCUUUCAAGACAGUGCCCUAUCUAGUUUUUAUUUUUUUCUGAGCAAAAUAAAGCCAAUGGGAGAAAGACUAUUUUACUUUUUGUCUUUCUUCCAAAACAUAACCCAGAAUGACUUUCCUGUUACUCAAAAAUGAGUCCUUUUGUUUACUUCCUUGAAGACUUGUUCGGUUUACAGGAAUUUUUACUCAAACAAGGCUAUUGCCAGAAAAACAAAAAUUUGACUGGAUAGUGGCAAUUGUGAGAAAGAUUACUGAAAUUUAAGUUUCCAUCAUCAUCUACAUGGCAGUGUUAUUUGUGUAGAGUUUAGAAAACCAUGUACAUAAACCAAAGAUUUUAUCUCCUUUCUUCCAACUUCUAGUAACAGAAUAAAAAAAUAUUACAAAUACUUACAAAUCAAAAAGACUAUCAUCUAAAACAAGAGAUCAAAACCACAACGCAGUAAUAUAAAUAUGUGAAUCAGGGCCUAACGAAGACAAUAGCAAAAUACUAAAGGGUAAGUGUCCUGCUCAGGGCCAUUUCAAUUCACUUCAAUUUUUUUGAAAACAAAGUUUUCUGCUCACAAUUUGUAACCUGUAAGAUGAUAGUUAAAAGAAUGCUCCCAAACAAAAACCUUACACUGUAAUAUUAAAUCUUUCCCCCUCUAGUUACAAAAUGGUGUGUUUCUGGUAUGGUCCAUAUAAUCAUUGAAGAGGCUUGGAAAUAUGUUUGCUUGUUUAUUGAGAAAACAAUACAACGAAUUCUUCAUGUAAAGCCUUAUUAUUUUAUUUCACAAAACAAGGAUAGUGGUGUAAUUUGUAGAUGGUUUGUGUUUCUAAGACCAAUCACAAAACAUCAAAAAUACUUGUUAGUCAUCUGAAAUCUGCUAAGACGUAGAUAAGUAAAAAGUAACAGCAAGCAUGUUAUGGCUAGAACAUUUUGAGAAGGUGAAUUUCUUUUCUUGUCAACUAAAACAUGGGAGAAGACUGAAUUGCACCUUGCUUCAGUGUCUGGAGCAAUUCUUUUUGACAGGUAAAAACAACCAGAGAAACACAGUGUGUUCAAAUUUGGAUCACCUGACACUUGUUAGCACAGAAGAAUAAUUUCAAAAGACCAGCUCAUAAAAUAAAGGAUUCGAAAAGUUGCAUAAAAUGAAGUAAUUUGAGUCCGUCCUUAGCAAAGACAAACCUAAACAAUCUUGUUUUUACCAAAAGACACUUAGAAGGAGGGCUGGGAAUACUUAGAGCCUCUCUGGCUGAUGGCAUUAAUUUAACACAGUCCUCAAUGAAUCUACAGAUUUUUAUUUCCUUUUACAUUUUAGGGGAAACACGUUUUUUUUGACUAAUCAAAAUGGUGUUUGUAGGCCUCUAAGGGUGAAGAAUAAUAUAUCUCUGUCUACUGCUCUCCCAUGGUGGCCUGAUAAGGCUGAAAGAAAAAUAUGUGAGAUAUCUUAUCUUCUACCUGUGCCAGGCCAUAGCUUUGGAAGUGUAUUUUGUAAAUUCAACUGUAGAUUACUGAGAAUAUUGUUUCCCAAUAAUUAACUUAGCCUGUGUUGAGAUCUCCUUCCUCCUGGUCACAUUCAAACUUUCCCAGGGUACAAAGGGGUAUGUAGGAAGGAAUCUAGAAAAAAGUAAUAUUUUAUUCUUUCAUGUUAUAGCUUUUCUAGAUCUCUUAGUGGGGAAAAAAGUAGAAAAUCAAGUAGAAUUGGCCUUGGGUCAAUAAAUGUGUGACCUAUGUAUGUAUAAUGUAUGUUUCUCCAAAAACGUGAUGAAACCAAAAUAUCACUGACUCAUCCUUACCCAUAUUCUUUUCAUAAAAACCAUCCACCAUGUACAAUAGAAACUUCCCGCCUCUCUCUCAACUUCCUAUUCAUUCUGCCCACACAGCCGAGAAUGGUAGAAUUUGUUCAGCCUCUUAGCAUUGAAGCUAAAUACGACUGAGUCCAGAUCAUAGAGUACCUAAGGCCAGCAUAUAAGCCAAAUACACUUCUCAUUUCUAAAUUUAGUCAUAUGACCAUGAAGAAUAGGGAAGUAACUAUCAGUAUUUUGGAUUAUUAAACUAUAUGUUGGGAAAAAGUGCAUAUGAUUGCUGCUUAACCCCAGGAUUUUAUUAACAUCCAACUCCCACUAGGCUGCUACCGUGUUUCCCCGAAAAUAAGACCUAGACAGACAAUCAACUCUAAUGCGUCUUUUGGAGCAUACAUUAAUAUAAUUCCCGAUCUUAUAUUAU